CGCGGCGUAAAACAAGUUGGGAGUCCAAAAAAAUCCGAUGAAAUGGAGGCAGAAUUGACUUGUCCAGUUUGUAAAAAGCCGUUUGUCAGCCCUAUUGUCCUUCCUUGUUCUCACAGUGUUUGCUUGAGUUGUUCGCAAACACUGGUGACCACUGCCAGUGGAGAUCUUCCGACUUCUGGAAAUGGCAGCGAAGAAACACCUUACGUUACUUUGUAUGACGUGAAUACAAACCACUUGUACCAAAGCAUCGGAAAUCUUCCCUGCUUAAGGUGUCCAACGUGUAAAAAGCUCUUUCCUCUUGACAGCCGAGGGGUGAGCAGUUUUCCACGAAACCACCUCUUGGAAAAUAUUGUCAAUCGCUAUUAUGCAAAAUCUAAUGGAAUUGUUUAUUGUCAACUUUGCGACGAAAACCAACCUUCCCAGGCUAGUGUAAUGUGUGAACAAUGUGAAGUUGCUUAUUGCGAUCGCUGCUGUAAAACCUGUCAUCCUAGCCGUGGACCACUCGCGAAACAUUCCCUUGUCACCCCUUCGAGGUCAAAAUUACCGCACAAGCCGACAGUUCUUAAAUGCGGGAAUCACAACGAAGAAAACAUAAGCAUGUACUGUGUCUUCUGUCGUGUUCCUGUGUGUUAUGUGUGUUUGGAACGAGGACAGCACAGCGGACACGAAGUUAAGGCUUUAGGUGCGAUGUUCAAAGAGCAGAAGGUAGGGGAUGUCUAAAAUUUGCAUUUUGUCUUUCCCCUCGGCGAUCUGUCAUUGUAUUUAGAAGUGUAUAAAAUAAUCUUUGAUGUAUUUAGGGCGCGCACGAAAUUGAUUUUUAAAAACGUUCCAUCGUGUACCCCGUGUUGAUUCCAUUUCUGACCAAAUUAGGCCUUGGCAUGUAAGUCGAUGAUUAAUUCGCUACACUGUAGCUCUUUAUGAAUUUAAUCUUAAAUGUAAGACAGAGUUGAACAAGAGUUGUUGAUUUUUUUGUGAGCUAGAUCUUGGCUGGCAUAUGCAAAUGUCGCUUGAUGUGAAUAUUUAAUUAAUGCUCGUGUGAGUGAAAAUUUUGGAAAAUAGAGAUCCCUUGACAUUCUUUUUUUGAGGCGUAAUAUCGCUUUUUAAACCAUCGUAAAAAGGAAAUGAGAUUAUUUUUUUGUUUUCUUAUUUUUCCCAAAAAUAUUGAUAUAUAAGAUUUAAAAAAAAAUAAAAAUGGCUUUCCUUGAAAUAUGUACCUUCCGUGAUCGUGAGUGUAAGGUCAUAUUCAGAGAAGAAGUGUCUUUUUAGCAGUCCAAUUCCAGAAAUAAACUGCCCCUGAAAUUUGAUAUGAAAAUUUUAGUAUUCAUAGUGUGUUAUACCCUAAGAGCUGGCUAUCUUGUUGUAUCAGAGAUUUCAGUUUUCAUUUCUCUGUUUGAACAGAAUACAAUAUUAUUUGUUAGGAGACACGGUGCAGAACACUGUUUCUUGCAUGAAGAAAAACAAAAUCGAGUGUCAAUUUUGUUUUACGAUUUUUUUUCAAAACUAAUGAUUUUUACCAAAAAAAAGCUUAUACUAGCCCAAAAAUUAGUGCUCAAGUUAUCUGGUGUACAAAAUGUAAUUUUUGUGAUAAUACUUGCAAAGUUAUUCAGAGUAGAAGUGUCUUUUUAGCGGUCAAAAUGUAUCAGAUUACAAACUGGCACUGAAAAUUGAUAUGAACGCAUUGUCAAGGCUUUUAUCCCCUAGAAGGCCAUCUUGAUUGUAUCAGAAAUUUUAGUGUUUAUUUUUCUGCUUCCCCAGAAAUAAUUAUAUGGGAGAAGACAUAGUGCAAUGAGUCGUGCAUAAAUAAAAUAUAAACGUUUUCAUUUUAGGGUGUAAAGAAUACUGAUCUAGCCAUGGCAUGCAUUGAAAACAUGAUACAAAAAUAAGGUCUCGACAAUAUUUUAAACAUCCCUCCAUUUUUAUUGGACCUAAUGUAACAUACUGUUUUUUGCAUAACAAGAAGAAGAAGAACAAAAAACCCAAGAAUUUACUGCAAAAACUGGUUCUAUGAAUUAAAGCUGAUUCGAGGCUAAAAUCUGACCAACAGCAGAGCUAAACAUUAUUAGUAAUGUAGUUUGGUGUAAAUCUCAGUCAGUACUUGAAAUGCCAUCGUUUCAGGGUGAACUUUUAGCAAAUAUGAAGUUACUGGAUGGGAAGAACAGUGAAUUAAGGAACUUCAUCCAACAACUGUAUGGGAAUUGCUCAGUUAUUCAGGUAAAAAUUCAAGGAAAAAAUUUGUACACAGUCUUCUUGCACAGGUACCCCAGGCUUGGAGACCUUUAUAUCCAACAUCGUACAUGAUUGUACUUUGAGCACCAUGUGCUGUUCUGUACAGAGUAAAUAAGUAUGGUUUAUAUUGGUAUUUGUCAGCCUCUAAUAUAUAGACAUCACAGAUGAAAAAGAUUCAUCAAAGGCAUUUUGCCUCACAUCAGUGAAUUUUGUUUUACUUGUUGGUGUAAUUGCUUGCAUAUAUGCACCCAGCAAAGUUUAAUAAACCCUUGUCAUUAACUUGGCACAGAAAAGUAUUGUGAUUCUCCAUUUUCAAUUCAAAGGCUGUGUAAAGCUCCUAUUCAAAGGUUGGGAUACCUGUGCUUCUUGUAGCUAGCACUGUUGAUAAAAUUUUCCAAUGCAAAUAGAAUGGUGGUAAUUUUUUUUGUGUUCUCACAUUGAACCAAAUUCAUUCCAGCUUGCACAGGCCACCCAAUAUUGUAAGGGUGGUUAUCUAGCAGAUCUAAAAUAAUAUUAGAGUGUUGUUGUUCUAGGAAAAUGGUUUGGAAUUUGAGGCCAGUGUUGUUGCGCAGUGUGAUGCAUUGAUAAGCUUUAUUCAACAACGCAAAUUGGGAUUAAUUGAAGCUAUCACGGCAGAGAUGAACUUAAAGAUACAAAAGUUGAAAGAACAAAUGAAAACUUGCGAGAAAAAGUUCCAAAGUGUUGCUGGUCUUCUUCAGUAUGGUAAUGAGUGUUUACAAGAGACAGAUGCUGCUUCCUUCCUGUUGGUAAGACUGAUCAACUAUCAACUUCACCCUGAAAGUGCUAAUGAAACAAAGGGAGUGGGCUAGGAUCUCUACCUUGGCAGAGCUUGUACUAAUACAGUCAAACUUCCACUAAUGGCCACAGCUCUCUACAACAGCCACUUUUUUCGGCGGACAGUCCAUACAUUGACUCAUGUCAGGGUGCAAAGAAAGUCAGUUUUACAGCUUGCCAUUCGGGCAAGCUGUAGCUAGCAUGUACUUGCCCGAAAGUCAUUUCAACUAGCCAGAAAAAAAAUUGGAUGAGCAGGAUUAAUUACAGUUCUUCUGUUAUUCGAAUUCCUAAAAAAAUAUCACUUGCCCGUCGGGCAAGUUAAAAACAGAAUUCACUAGCCCGAUAGCAAAAUCCACUAGCCCCGGGCUAUCGGACACUACUUUCUUUGCACGCUGCAUGUUUAAACCUCUCCACAAGGGCCGCUGUCCCCAAAGUGGCUGUUGUGGAGAGGUUCAAAUGUGUUUUUCCCUGGACUAGCCUUAAUUUUAUUAAGAUAAUAUUAUUGAUAGUUAAAGGCAUCUUUGGUAACAAUUUGGGCGAAAAUUAAUGGUUAACACUGCGCACACAUAAUGCUGCUUUAUUUAAUGACAUAUUAGGGCCAUUUAUACGAGGAAAAAUAAGACGCGUCUUAAAUAAGACGCGAACUGUACCAUUUAUACGAACAUGUCUUAUCUAAUAAGACGUGUCUUGGCUAAGCCGCGCCUUAUUUUAGACGAAAUGUGCCAUUUAUACAGAAAGUUCGCGUCUUAUUUAAGACGCGUCUUAUUUUUCCUCUUAUAAAUGGCCCUAUUGUACUACAUCAGUGGCCAAAUGGAGGUGCAAUGGAUCCAAAUAUUAAGUGGCUGCAUGUGCAUAUAAAGAGAUAAGAGUGAAAUAUUGUUAAAUGCCAAGAAUUUGAGAUAAUGACGAUCAUUUAUUUUUAUUUUUAGGUUGCAAACUCUUUAAAUAGCAGGUGAGUUAUACAAACAACUAAUACUACUACUAAUAAUAAUAAAAAAAAUUAUUUCUAAAACAUUGUUUUGCAUUUUGUUUUCAUUAAGUUGUCUUUUUUGGAAGUAAAAGAACCUGUUUUGUCUUUAAAUUAAAGUGAUUUUUAUUUCAGAAUUACAAGCCUUGCCAAUCAAUGGUCAAAGGAAGUAAACUUGGAACCAAGCACAAAGGUAGAGCUUGACCUGACUCUAGACACAGUAGCUGUGCAACAGGCUCUUCAUGAUCUGCACUUUAUUGAGCUUAAAGGUGAGAGCAUACAAACACUUAACCACCCACUAUAAGUGAACUCUUCCUAGUAAAUAAACAUGCUUAUAUAGGACUUACAGACCCCUCCCUAACAUUGACACCUACAGUUGGUCUCGCUAGUAAGGGAGGAUUGGGAGUUGGAGCCUUAGAGAAAAGGGAUAUGGAAGCAGGGAGAGGAAAGGGUAAGAGGUGGGAGACUUCUAAAAGGGUGGGAAGCAGGAGAAUUAAAGGGUAUAAUUACACAACAAUGUUUAAUAUUUUACAAGAUAUUAUUGAAAAAGGGCUUUAAGAUUUGGACUCCCCUAGCUUACCCUUCUGUUAAGGGCAGAUACAGCAGUUUCUAAGACAGACACAUAACUGAUGGUCUCAACAGCAUAGUAGAUUUUAGAGAGUUGACUGUUAAGUAUUAUAAUCUUAUAUAACUAAAAAAACGUGGCCUUGAAUGAUUCAAGUGACAUAUGCUAGAAUUUUUUAUAUUAUGUGAUUCUGGGAUUUUUCAAUAUACUUUCUUUAAGUCAGCUGCUGGAAAUCCUAACUUCUGUCUCAGCCUUUCUGUUUUAAAAUAUGCAUUUGGUAACAAUUAAUACAACACUUUUUACUUUUGUUUCACAGCUCCAAUGGCCCCAGAAAUAAUCCCAGACGAAUGUACUGUCACAAACAAUGCCAUAAAAUUGUCUUGGAAACCACGUAAACAAAGCUGUGUUGAUGGCUAUGUGGUUGAAGUUGAUGACGGUACUUCGAGUGGCAAAGAGCACAAUUUUUUGCAGGUUUACAGAGGUGAUAAUUUGGAGUGUACUAUAUCUGGUCUUCAGUUUAACUCGACGUACAGGGCCAGAGUUAAAGGGUUCAAUAAAGCUGGAGAGGGAGCUCCAAGUGAUGAGGUCUACCUCACCACAUCUGACAGUAAGCAGACCAUUUUAACUUAUAACAAUUUUAUUCCCCCUUUUUCUGAGUAGCCUGUUGUUGAUUUGCACCCAAGACUUAACAAUACCAUACCUCUUAAUUGCAGAAAAAAUCAGAAGUCCCAAAUUUGGUAAAUGUUUGCUAGCAUACCAUAAGAAAAUUACCAUGAAUUUAAAUCCAAGAAAUAACCAGUAAUUUAAGUAUUGUUCUCUGUAACUGUUUUGGCUGACCUUGGUAACAUGAAUUUUCCCAAGUUGUUUGCAAUUUUGAGUCAGUUUAAUCUUGGUGGACACAAAUCAUAUAGAAAAGAUGUGCACCUUAAGCUAUAAAUCUGGAUUCUGAAAUUAUUAAGGGGAUGGUGAGCCCAAUGAAAGAUGAAAGUUGAUUAAAAAGUUCGAGAGAUGAUAGCAUCAUCCGCAACCAAACCCCUUGCCAACAGAGGUAUAGAUGUUGCUCUGAGACAACUUAUUAACUACAAGUACCGAAAUUAAAUGUUGUUUGCUUAUUACCUACAGUCGCAUGGUUUGCACUGGAUCCCUCUACUGCCCACCCAGACAUAGUCUUGACUAAUGACAACACCACCACAACAUGUACCAGCUUUGAUGACAGAGUUGUUCUCGGUAACAUUGGCUUCUCGCGAGGCUGCCAUUAUUGGGAAGUUACUAUAGAUAGGUACGAUGGAAACCCAGAUCCCGCUGUUGGUGUGGCACUGGGCAGUACCAUCAAAGACUCCAUUCUUGGUAAAGAUGACAAAGCAUGGUGCAUGUACAUUGAUAGCAGUCGCAGUUGGUUCCGUCAUAACAAUGAGCAUUCCAAUCGCCGUGAUGGUGGAGUAGAUGUUGGAUCUGUUAUUGGAGUGUUAUUGGACAUUCCUAAUCACAAAGUGACUUUUUACUUGAAUGAUCAGAAAAGAGGGAUGAUGCGAUUGCCAGAUAUUCCAGAAGCUUUCUAUGCAGCAUUUAGUUUAAGUCGAAAUGUACAAAUUACAUUGCAUACUGGGCUUGAGCCUCCAGAAGAUGCUUAUAAUAACAGCAAGUGAGACUUAAAAUGUUGAGGGAAAAUGGUGCCCUAAAUUAUCACUAUAUUAAAUUAUUUUUAUGAUAUUGUUAUUAUAAUUUUAACUAGUUUAUAUUUUAUUUUAAAUGUAAUUAUUUAAUUGCUAUUGUUAAGUGUAGAUAAUUUAAUUUAUAAAGUGUGAAGAAAAUAACACUUUGUACUUAAUCCUUUGUACCUGAUACUUAAUCCUUUUCUGUGUAGGGAGUCAGUGAGGUCAUCAUGAUCAACAUUCAAAGUAUGCUGUUUUCAUGAUAUUGGCUAGGCUGGAAAUGUUUUGAAAUUAGAAAACAAAAUUGUCACAACUGAUUAAUGCAAUAUUAAUUGAAACAAAUGAUGAGGUCAACAAGUGAUUAUCAUCUAAUGAAGUAACCACAGGGUUCAUACAGAUUUUUGGAUCCAAAAUUUAAGACUUUUCCCAGACUUUUUCCAAAACAAUAAUUUCUUUUUUCAGUGGUUAUAAUUCGAGACCUUAAAAAAAGCAGGAACAAAGCUUUUUUAUGAUGCACUGCUGCUAACAUACAGGCACUGAAGACUGAGUAAGAUUUGAGCAAAACGAAAAAAAUGUCCUUCAUAAAACACUUGUUGUAGCUUCCAAAAAAAAAACCCUUAAGACUUUUUAUCAUUUUUCAAGACUUUAUCUCUAUUUUCCAGACGUUUUCCAGGUCUAGAAACUUGCUGGGCAAAUCUCAAGACUUUAGACGAACCCUGUAACUAGUAAUGAUGAAGUUGAGUGUUCAGUCAGCCCUCCCUUGAUGAUGAGCAGCAAGUUGUACCCCUACAUUUAAAGUAAAAUUCAACAUUUGACAAAGGACAAAAAUGAGUACUUUGACUGAUGAUAGUGGGUGGUGAAACCUUCCUAAAUUACAUAGUGUAGAGAAAACAUGGUGAAAAAUUAAAAUAUGCUGUAGGGUAAAAGCUUGUUUCUUUUUACUGUCUGCCAUUUCUGCAUUUUGCUUUUCAAUGUCUCAGUUAAAGUAACAAUAUUUUUACCAGUUAGAAGUACAUAUUUUAUGUUUUUAAAAUGUUGUUAUACUGUAACUACUAUAACUAUGUUUUUAAAAGGUUGUUAUAAUAUAACUACUUUCUAUUGAAGAAACAAUUUGAGUUUAUAGU
This is a messenger RNA of Porites lobata, 7329 nucleotides long. The record is from the annotation of a GenBank genome assembly. NCBI's taxonomy places the organism in Eukaryota, Metazoa, Cnidaria, Anthozoa, Scleractinia, Poritidae.